AUGAGUUUUGAUAGUUUAUCAAUUGAUUUCGAACAUCAAGAAAUGAUUUGUAAGAAAUACUUGAGAGAUUCGAAAGUAAGACUUGCACUCCAUCAUGGUGUAAUGGGUAUGAAACCAAUACAAGCUAAGUUAAUUGUAGGAGCAGCAACGUUAAUUAUUAUUUCUGUUUUCCCUGUUUUCAUUGGUUUCUAUGUUUAUUUCAUGCAACAUGUUGAAUGGAGAAAAGGAUCUUAUUAUGAUAUUCGUUCACAAGUUUAUUCUCUUUUCUUCACUCAUUACGCUAAUUUCUAUAUAUUGAUGGGCUGGGCAAAAACUGUUAAUAGAUAUGAUGAUUCAACAGCUAUUCUUGGUAAUAUAACUAUUGAUGAAAAAACAACAAAACCUGUUGUUAAUGAUUAA
Trichomonas vaginalis G3 is the source of this 399-nucleotide messenger RNA. Its product is annotated as guanylate cyclase protein. The record is from RefSeq and is a predicted model, not a curated record. Lineage: Eukaryota; Parabasalia; Trichomonadida; Trichomonadidae. The transcript has a single exon. The coding region runs from base 1 to 399 and encodes 132 amino acids.